Linum tenue is the source of this 758-nucleotide messenger RNA. The record is from the annotation of a GenBank genome assembly. NCBI's taxonomy places the organism in Eukaryota, Viridiplantae, Streptophyta, Magnoliopsida, Malpighiales, Linaceae.
CCAAUAUCGAAGAAGUGUACACGACGGAGAGUAAAAAACUGGGAGUAGGAUCUUCACCAAAAGGGGUGCAAUUCAGAUAAGCAAUUGGGGAAUUGGAAUGGCGGACGGAGGUGGUAAAGCCGAUGCACAGCUCUUCCAGCUCCUCUCCGGUCUUCUUCAGCAAGUUGAAGCACUCACCAAUGAGGAAGAGGUGGAAUUGAGAUCAAAGAUUGAAGCUUUGGGACUAGAGGUUACAAAAGUGCCAUCAAAGUCCACCAGAACUCUUGAUGAGUUGGAAAUAGCAAGGGAGUUGGAUAAGUUAUCAGAGAAGUUGGACAAUGUGGAUGAGAUGAUCUCGUCGGCAAUGGCUUCCGACCCACAAGUGCUGUCGUUGUUGAGCGGCACUGCAGAUGUAUGGAUGCCCGUCAUCACAGCAAGCGCCGAUGAGAGAAAGAACUUCACUGGGGGAUCUUCGUCGUCACCUGCAGGAAGUGGAGAAGACCAUGAUCAUGCUCUUAAAGAAAGUUCCAACACUCAUCCCAACUCGAAUUCCAAUUGAUUCUUCCUUCCCAAUGUACAACAACUGCUUCCUUCUUGCUAAUCAUCUACUCAUUCUGUAUCAAUCAUUGCUUAGACGGGUCGAACUGGAAUCAUAUACUAUAAUUUCGGAUUGAAAUUACAAGAGAGUGAACCUGAUUCAGAACCUCCUCGUUUAUUAUGGUCAAAGUUCAGGACUCUUUUACUAUUAUACUAUGACGCCAAAGAUUUUGGCUUGGGGU